AUGGAAGUUCUCGAUGCGAAAGGUCUCUCUGAGCGCCUGAGAUGGGAAGACAAUGAAUACUGGAUGCACCUCGAGGCUGAGACUCCGUUUGAGAAGUAUCCCGCAAAACAACAUGCGCGGAGGGUGCAAGAGAAGUUGGGUGUUGAUGAAGGCCUGAUCUACCUACCGGGUCAACCAGCGAGGAACAACGAAGAUAGCGACAUGCCAGCACCUUUUCGACAACGCCGAUAUUUCUAUUACUUGAGCGGAUGCAAUGAACCUGACUGCCAUUUGACGUACGACACGCGACGCGACGAACUGUCCUUGUUCAUUCCCCGCAUCAAGUCUGAGCGCGUUAUCUGGUACGGCCGUGGCUCCACCCUAGCAGAGGCACUCGUGAAGUACGAUGUCGAUCAAGUUUUCUACGCAGAUGAACUUGAGUACGCCGUGCAAGGAUGGGCGAUCGGUAACCGGCAGGCUGACAUCUACGUCCUGCACCAGUCAUCGCAAUUCCCCGGUUGCGACAAUCUGAAGCCCCGUAUUGAUUCGAUAGCCCUUCGGUCCGCCAUGAACGUAUGUCGCAUGAUCAAGGAUGAUCACGAGAUCAAGCUUAUUCGGAAAGCGAACGACAUCAGCUCGCAAGCGCACCGAGAAAUCCUUGCUAACAUCACGAACUUCAAGAACGAGGCACAGGUUGAGGGAUUGUUCAUGGAUGUCUGCAUAUCGCAGCAAGCGAAGCAACAGGCCUACGAUCCCAUCGCUGCUUCCGGACCGAACGCCGGAACUCUUCACUAUGCCGCGAACGAUGAAGAUCUCGCGGGUCGUCAACUCAUGUGUUUAGAUGCAGGAUGCGAGUAUGAGCUCUAUGCAAGUGACAUUACCCGCACUUUCCCGCUGUCUACUUCUUGGCCAAGCAAAGAAGCCGAGAACAUCUACAAGCUGGUCCAGCGUAUGCAGGAAACAUGUAUCAAAAGGCUAGAGCCCGGCGCACCAUCCCUUUAUCCACAGGAUUUCCAUGUCCCGGUAUAUGACUCUGAGACUUGCCUCGCGCCUAGCGAUCCCCAGAGCAGCCAUCUCGAAGAAGGCAUGGUUGUCACUGUCGAGCCUGGCAUCUACUUUUCCGCAUACGCUCUACAACAUUUCUAUCUCCCAUCACCCGUUCACUCCAAGUACAUAAAUAUUGAGGUACUAAAGCGCUACAUGGCCGUGGGCGGUGUUCGCAUAGAAGACGAUAUUCUCAUCACCUCAUCUGGUUACGAGAACUUGACUACAGCCCCCAAAGGCGACGCAAUGCUUGAAGUCAUCCGGCAUGGAAGGAAAAGUGCUGUGGACAUGCCGAGUUCCGACUUCACUCCACUACGAAGACCGAGCGGUCCCGUUGAGCCGACUCUGCGACGCGCGCCCGGCAUUUCUACACAUACACCAUCAAAACACUUACAGAAGCCACUCGCCAGAGCGGCAACCCUUCCCGCAGACUUCGUUCAGCAACGCAACUCCGACUUCGCGCCUUUUGCAGGCCCUUCGCUCUUCUCGAACUUCUCACGCUCAAUGACCACGGAAGAAAAGAUCCAGCAGUGGCAGCAUAAGCGUGACCCAGUACCGAUCGCGCCCGUCCCCUCGGUCAACGCGAAGCAACCGAAUCCUAUCUGUGGCGAGAUGGAUCCGAACUUCCAGCAUGUUUACAUGAGCAACGCUUCCAGUCAGGCGUUCUCAUCACAAUCGACUUCGCAAUUCGACAGUACACCUCCGUGCCAGAAUUGCGCAAUCCUGGUACAGACGCUGGAUCGGCUGCGUCAAAACCUCACGUCCUCUAUUCGGAGCUCUUCAAAGCCUGAAGUGAAGGCUACUUCGGAAGCCGAUCUGAAGAGCAAGAGCACCAAGCGAGUAUGCGAUGACGACCCAACAAUACCACCACGCGUUGGCGAGCUGUCUGUCGGCGCUUCGGCUUGCACCGUAAACCUCGAUAAGAACCAGAGAAUUCCACUUCCUCCACCCCAGCCUAAUGCUAGCAGGACAGGAGAUACAAGAGCAGCGCAAUGGGCUAGACGCUCCGGCGCAGCUCCUUAUGCACUUCCAAUUCGCGCCCAAACUCUGGACAGCCAGAUUUCACAAGCAUACUUUCGGGGCGAGGAGUGCACAGAUAAAGUCCAUCCUGUCCCGCCACACCAUCAAAUCCGCACAGCCACAGGAAUACCUGGACGAUUCAGGCGUCGCACUCAUAGGAAACUUCCCGACCCUGUACCGUCUCCGCAAGCUCUAGAACCGGAAGCUAUACGGCAGAAGUUAGAGUCUCUGCAACUGAGACUUGACUCGCUGGAAGAGGGCGCUCGCGUGAAGAGACGACAGCAAGAUCAGCCUAUGUUUCCCGAACGGUUUCUCGCCUCAAGACCGUCAAUGCCGGUAUUGAUGUCUCAAAAUCCGUGGCAGCAGCACCAUCGACCUACCGCCGCGAGAGGCUCUGGCGAUAGGACAUCAAGUAACCUGGAAGGUCUCGACAUCGAUAGAUCUCGGCUCAAACGUUUAGAGGAGAGUGAGCGACAGAGGCGCUUAGAGCGCGAUGCAUUGACCAGAGAUACGUUCUUUCUACGUUAA
This is a messenger RNA of Alternaria incomplexa, 2571 nucleotides long. RefSeq lists its product as uncharacterized. The coding region runs from base 1 to 2571 and encodes 856 amino acids. Lineage: Eukaryota; Fungi; Ascomycota; Dothideomycetes; Pleosporales; Pleosporaceae. Gene Ontology annotation, molecular function: metalloaminopeptidase activity; manganese ion binding. The record is from RefSeq and is a predicted model, not a curated record. The transcript is spliced from 4 exons.